Arabidopsis arenosa is the source of this 925-nucleotide messenger RNA. The record is from the annotation of a GenBank genome assembly. Lineage: Eukaryota; Viridiplantae; Streptophyta; Magnoliopsida; Brassicales; Brassicaceae.
ACUUCAAAAAACUUUUAUCAUAUAAAACCGAUUAUCGCUUCCUUAAACGCAUCAUACUUGCCCUCGCAUAUUUUUGGUGUAGGUUUUUCACUUUUCUUCCAUCAUGGAUAUGCCUGGAUACGUCAAGUCGUCAGAAAACCCUGAAGAGAGUUUGGUCUCCCUGGAUCUGUGUUUGUAUGACAGAACAUGGCCACAUGAUCCCAACGUUGCUUACAAUAAACCAACGUCCGAAGAAAAAAUGAACCUCGCGUGGAUGAGGACUAAGUCGAAUGAAGCAAGAAAACAAGAGGAGAGGUACAACGUCUCAACAGAACUAACUCUCCUCACCGUUGCCGAUCCAUGGACCUUGAAGAAGGUAAUGACCAAAUGCAGUCUUGGCCAUCUAAAACGUCUAGUUCUAAAGGAGAGCUUUGUACACAUCCACAUUCUGAGACAUCUCCCUGUGGAUGAUCAAAUGAAGGUCCAAAAAGGACCUGGAUUAACAGUCGACGUGUAUGAUCACGACACUGAUUCUACGCACAAGCUGCUUUUAAAGAAAUGGCCCAAGUGUCCAUGCUUUGUUCUCAUCAGCGGAUGGCAUACGUGCUUUGUCACCAAGAGAGGUUUGAAGAAAGGCGAUGUGAUUGGAAUGUAUUGGGAUCGUUCUGAAUCUAAGAUUCAUUUUUGUGUGCUUUCUCGUGCACCAAUGGAUUCAGCUCCUCUUCCUCCAAAUCCAUAGGACCAAACUAUGGAGGCAAUGUCUGCAGAGAGAUUCUUAUUUCUUAAUGUUAUCGUCAAACAAGUGAUUGGUGUUGUUUCGUCUUUUUGUUGUCUCGGUGUUAUGGUAUCAUGUGGUGUUUUCAUUGUAAGUAUAAGUGAUGUUGUUUUUUUAUGGUUUCAUGUGGUUUUUCUAUGUUUUAACUUUUAAUAAAGAAUCCUGCUUUUA